Messenger RNA from Protopolystoma xenopodis, 765 nucleotides. NCBI's taxonomy places the organism in Eukaryota, Metazoa, Platyhelminthes, Monogenea, Polystomatidea, Polystomatidae. The record is from the annotation of a GenBank genome assembly.
AUGCCUGUCUUCUGUUCGUCGGUCGUCUCUUCUGAUGCUGCCUCUACAGACGAUCUGCAAUCCGAGCUGGUGCGUCAUUAUCUGAUAGAAGCCAUAAGUUCUCCCCCCCGAGGCGUUCGUCUCAAGGGUUUCGCCAGUGAGCCCAUCUUUCCCAGCCUCGUCAGUCUCAUCCACCAGCAUACACAUGCCCCAUUGGCACUGCCCUGUCGCCUCCUCUUGCCGGAGCCUGUGGCCGGGCAGAUGCCGACGCCCGGUUACCAGACUUUGCCAGCAAUUGUCAUGGGUCCCAGUCAGGCCAACGCGAAUGUCGACGCCUUGGAGACGGACGUUGGUAUGGCAGAGGCGGGAAACUUUGGCUGUCUGGAGCCGGAGAUCCGGCCUCAGGCCAGGCAACGCGGACUGCCAAGCGCAGUCUCUUCAAGUGCAUCCGAGACGUUCAAUUACUACCAUCAAAUGCAACAACAACACCAACAACAAUACCAAACGGGUCAGCAUCACUAUCAGCAUCCAGUGCAGGCACACCUACAACACCAGCAGACAGAGACCGGCAUGGAAGUCGCUGGCGGUGGAAUGUCGGCUGGGCUCACGCCGAGGGUCACAAGCCCGAUGCCGCCGGUCUCUUCGAUGAUCUCGCCCAUGUCGCCCAUCUCUCCAACUCCGGGCAUGUUCCAGUCUUCUGGUCCGGGAAUAAGUGAGUCAAGUAUCCGAACGAGAAACAGCUUGAAUGGCUCUAUUUUUAUGUGUGAAUCUGCUCAAUACAGUUGA